AAAGGCUGCGGCUGCUGAGACGAUGGCGGCGCUGCGGGGACCUGCCGGGCUCUUCCGGUGGCGCUUGCGGGUCGUGCCGGGAGGGGCGCGGGGCGCAGCAGGGCAGCAAUGCUACGACCUCCUGGUGAUUGGCGGAGGAUCCGGCGGCCUGGCCUGUGCCAAGGAAGCCGCCCAGCUGGGGAAGAAGGUGGCUGUGGUGGACUAUGUGAGCCCUUCGCCCCGAGGCACCAGGUGGGGCCUCGGUGGCACCUGCGUGAAUGUUGGCUGCAUCCCCAAGAAGCUGAUGCACCAGGCAGCCCUUCUGGGGGGCGUGAUCCGCGAUGCCCCCCACUACGGCUGGGAGGUGGCCCAGCCAGCCCUGCACAGCUGGAGGAAAAUGGCAGAAGCUGUUCAAAACCAUGUGAAGUCCCUGAACUGGGGGCACCGGGUCCAGCUACAGGACAGAAAGGUCAAGUACUUUAACUUCAAGGCCAGCUUUGUCAACAAGCACACAGUUUGUGGGGUCUUGAAAGGCGGAAAAGAGAUUCUGCUUUCAGCCGAGCACAUUGUCAUCGCUACUGGAGGGCGACCGAGGUAUCCUGCACAUAUCGAAGGUGCUGUGGAAUAUGGAAUUACGAGUGAUGACAUCUUCUGGCUGAAGGAAUCCCCUGGAAAAACGUUGGUGGUCGGGGCCAGCUACGUGGCCCUGGAGUGUGCUGGCUUCCUCACCGGGCUCGGCCUUGAUGCCACCAUCAUGAUACGCAGCAUCCCUCUCCGAGCCUUCGACCAGCAAAUGGCUUCCUUGGUCAUUGAGCACAUGGCGGUUCAUGGCACCCGGAUUCUGAAGGGCUGCAUGCCCUUGAGAGUGGAGAAGCUCCCAGACGGCCAGCUCCAGGUGACCUGGGUGGACCUGGCCUCAGACAGGAAGGACGUGGGCACCUUUGACACUGUCCUUUGGGCCACAGGUCGGGUCCCAGAAAUUGGAAGUCUGAACUUGGAGAAGGCUGGUGUUCACACCAACCCCCACACUCAGAAAAUCCUGGUUGACGCCCAGGAUGCCACCUCUGUCCCCCACAUCUACGCCAUAGGAGACGUGGCGGAGGGGCGGCCAGAGCUGACACCCACGGCAGUCAUGGCCGGGAGGCUCCUGGCCCAGCGGCUUUGUGGUCGGUCCUCAGACCUGAUGGAUUACGACAAUGUGCCCACGACGGUCUUCACGCCACUGGAGUAUGGCUGUGUGGGGCUCUCGGAGGAGGCGGCCGUGGCUCGCCAUGGAGAGGAGGGUGUGGAGGUUUAUCACGCAUAUUAUAAACCACUGGAGUUCACAGUGCCUGAACGAGAUGCGUCCCAGUGUUACAUAAAGAUGGUGUGCCUGCGGGAGCCCCCACAGCUGGUGCUGGGCCUGCACUUCCUCGGCCCCAACGCAGGCGAAGUUACUCAGGGAUUUGCUCUGGCACUCAAGUGUGGGGCCUCCUACGAGCAGGUGAUGCGGACGGUGGGCAUCCAUCCCACCUGUGCCGAGGAGGUGGCCAAGCUGCGCAUCUCCAAGCGCUCCGGCCUGGACCCCACCGUGACGGGCUGCUGAGGCUAAGCGGCCAUCCCUAGGCCCAGGGCGCACGGCAUACCUCUGCCCCCACAGACAGGCUCCGUGGAGGCUCAUAUCCAGGAUGCUGGAGACCAAGUGGGACGAGCCUCGCCCCUGCCCAGAAAACCUGAAUGCACUGCCAAGCGCCCUGCUGGGAUGGCCAGGCCAGCACCCCCGCACCUCCAGGCUCCAUGCCAGAAAUGAAGACCUGCGCAGAAACCCUCCGCGGGCUGCCCACGUCUGAGGACCCUGGCAUUUCCAGAGCACAAAUAAAGAGGGUGUUUUCCCCAAGCA
Molecule: messenger RNA, 1858 nt
Organism: Sus scrofa (pig)
Lineage: Eukaryota; Metazoa; Chordata; Mammalia; Artiodactyla; Suidae
Gene: TXNRD2
Product: thioredoxin reductase 2
Biological process (GO): cell redox homeostasis; cellular response to oxidative stress; glutathione metabolic process
Cellular component (GO): cytosol; mitochondrion
Molecular function (GO): flavin adenine dinucleotide binding; thioredoxin-disulfide reductase (NADPH) activity; glutathione-disulfide reductase (NADPH) activity
Source: RefSeq, marked validated